Aspergillus welwitschiae is the source of this 302-nucleotide messenger RNA. RefSeq lists its product as uncharacterized. Bases 13 to 168 code for a protein of 51 amino acids. Lineage: Eukaryota; Fungi; Ascomycota; Eurotiomycetes; Eurotiales; Aspergillaceae. The transcript has a single exon. The record is from RefSeq and is a predicted model, not a curated record.
GUUGCAUCCAAAAUGGAUCGGGGAGAGGUCAUCGACCCUUUCGUUUUGUCUUCAGUCGGUCAAUUUGGAUACGGUUUGGACAAUGUUUCGGUAACCCUUAUACCGAUUGAUCCAGAAGUUUGGUCAGUCAGGGAAUCAAUCAUAUUGAUUUCAAUCUCUUCCAGCUAGUCACAUAACCGAGUAUGUAGGUAUACUGUGACCCCUCACAGACAAGCGGGAUGAGCGGGAUGUGCAGGGUUGAGGAUGACGAUCGGAUAGACUCCCUGGCAUUUGGCUUUCCUUCUUUCAGAAUUCCAAUGAUG